Molecule: messenger RNA, 1458 nt
Organism: Fusarium coffeatum
Lineage: Eukaryota; Fungi; Ascomycota; Sordariomycetes; Hypocreales; Nectriaceae
Exons: 2
Coding region: 1-1458 (485 amino acids)
Biological process (GO): amino acid transmembrane transport
Cellular component (GO): vacuolar membrane
Molecular function (GO): amino acid transmembrane transporter activity
Source: RefSeq, a predicted model, not a curated record
AUGGGCAUCAUGAACUUCAAAAGAUCGGCAGAUAAACCUGCCGAGCCAAUCACCCCCGACACGAGCGCCUCAGACAAUGACACAGAACAACCAACAACAAAAGCCGACUCUACAGAUUUCCAAGAAGUCCCCGCCGGCACCGUCGAAAAGGGAAACAUCUUCGACCAAGGCGGCAAAACAUACAGAACCCUAGGCCGCUGGGAUACCGUCCUCAUCCUCUUCACAAAUCAGCUUGGUCUCGGUAUCUUGUCCUUGCCCGCCACAAUAAAAACCCUCGGUAUCGUCCCUGGUAUCAUUGCCAUUCUGGGUAUUGGUGGAAUUUCGUGGUAUGCUGCGUAUUGUCUGCUACAAUUCUAUCGCAAACAUCCCAAUGUCGUGUCCAUCGUCGAAAUGACCCGCAUUGUUGGCGGUGCUUGGUUUGAAAGCUUAGCUGGCUUCGUCAUGAUGAUUCAAGUCGUUUUCAUCGUCGCGUCAGCUACAGUUACACUCUCCGUCGCGUUGAACACGCUUAGUAGCCAUGCUACGUGUACCGUUAUCUGGAUUCUGGUCGCGUGUGUGGCUUGUUAUAUCUUGUCCAUCCCUCGAACCAUGAAAUUCGUUUCCAAGGCCGGUGUUCCCAACGCUGUUAGCGUUGUUGCCGCUUGUUUGAUCGUUUUGAUCAGUUUGGCUAUUUCGGGGCCGGCGACUGCGCCUGCAGGAUGGCAUAAGGACCUCAAGGUUGUUGGAAACCCUACGUUUCGCGAUGGUUUGAAUGCUUGUCUGCGUGUGGUGUUCUCCUACGCGGGUACCUUUACAUUCCCUUCGUAUAUGGCUGAGAUGAAGGACCCCCAGAAGGACUUCAAGUUUGCCCUCGCUGUUCUCGAAAUCGGAAGUACCCUCUUCUACAUCGCCAUGGCCGUAGCCCUAUACUGUCUCGCCGGCGACCUCACAACAUCCCCCGUCCUCAGCGCCGCAUCCUCGAUCCCCGCCAAGGUCGCCUACGGCAUCGUCCUCCCCGCCGUCGUAGCGACCGCUCUCUCCAUCGGCCACACCGGCUGCAAAUACGUCUACGUCACCGCCAUGCGUCAAAUGCGCUCCACGCACCAAGUCACCGACAACAGCAUCAAGUCCUGGGUAACCUGGAUUCUGUCCGUAACUGGUUUCUGGGCCUUGAUCUUUGUUAUCGCGAAUGUCAUUCCUAUCUUUGAUUCGAUUCUGUCGAUUACGAGUGCGACGACGAUUCCUUGGUUUACGUAUGGUUUUGCGGCGAUUUUCUGGCUGCAUCUUAACAAGGGCCUUUACUUUUCUAAUUGGAAGAAGGCGGUUCUUACGGUUUUGAACGUUACUAUGAUUGGAGUUACGUUGUUUUUGAAUGCAGGUGGUUUGUGGGCUGCUAUCACUGAGUUGUUGGAUUUGUUUGAGAAUAACAAAGAUGGCAUUGGUGGUGUUUUCUCGUGUGGAGAUAACUCUAUCUUUUAG